Molecule: messenger RNA, 9504 nt
Organism: Adineta ricciae
Lineage: Eukaryota; Metazoa; Rotifera; Eurotatoria; Adinetida; Adinetidae
Source: the annotation of a GenBank genome assembly
AUGGACGCAAGACAUAGUUUUUCGGCAACUAAACCAACAGCUGAUGAACAGAAACCGCAUACUGUCAAGAAUCAUAAUGAGACUAAUGUACAAAAUCAUCGAAAUCCAUCGACACCGACGACGGCCACGCGUUAUUUUCACCGUGCUCCUCUGAUAUUUCCUCAACAUCAUCAACAACGUCUUCGUACACCAUCUCCAAGAUUUUCUUCGUCGUACUUGGGUCCGUUAAAUCAACAUCGUUCUCGAUUCUUAUCCGCUUGGGAUCUUACUCCAAGACCAAGUGCACACGCCUCAACACGUAAUACAUCAGUCAUGACUCCAACGCCAACAUUAUUAUCUGAACAAUAUGAUCGUGAAAUGCCUUCUCCCCGAGCACCGAUGCAGAAUUCCGCUGCUCAUUCGUACGAUGAAAAUUCAUAUUCUCUCCAAUCAAUGGUUCCUAAUAUAUCACGCAAUUCUUUAACACCUAAUUCCACGCCUAUUCUAGCUUCGAAAGCCAAUGAAAUGAAUUCGCGUUCUCCACGAGUAAAUAUGCCUCAUAAUUCAUCACGAAAUGCAUCUGGAAUACCUUCAACGCCGAAAUCAAUACCGAAACAACAGUCUGAUGAAACAUCACGUUCGAAUCGACCGUCGAUGCAUAAAUCAACUCGCAAUACAAUUACAUCUCUUCCAGCACCUCCAUCACCAUCAAAGCAACAAGAUGAAAGUUCACGCGCGUCAAGACCAUCUAUACACAAUUCACUACGUCAUUCUCAACCAACUACUCCAAUACCUACAGUAGUGCCGCAACAAUACGUUGAGGAUCGCACACAAUUACAAACAAUGCCAGCCAAAGAUUUCGCCGAUUUAGUUAUGCUACCACGAGAAUGGCGUCGUGGUGAUGACUGUAUCCAGUGGCCACGCACUCACGACUAUUACAACAUUCCAUGGCUCGAAAAUCUUUGGAAAUAUAUCAAUGAAAAGCUUCCCAACGACUUAACACUCCUGGAAAAUACCAACAUACUCUAUUUGCAACCAAGUUCACGACCGUUAGGUUCAGCAUCGAGUAAUAACACCAUAUCGUUAUACAAACUAUCGAAGAACAUCGGUCUUAUUCAGCUGCCGACUGUGCCGAGUAAAGAUGAUUUAGCUAUACAAAAAGUGCUUUUGAAACUGAACUUUCAUUGUGUUGAACCCUUUCCCGAAAUCAUUCGUCGGCAUAAACUAAUCGAAGAGUAUGUUCCUCAACUCUCAUGCUUAGGUUUAUUGCAAAUUCUCAAAUGUCGUCUAAGACAUUUUACUCAAUUGAAGAUUCAACAUGAAUUCAAUACACUAUUAAAUGAACAUGAUAUGAAAUUACUUCGACAAUAUCUAUCACGUAUUAUGACACAACAAUUAGAUGAUUCAAACAUUCAAUGUAUUAAACAACUGCCCAUUUUUGAUAAUGCCUAUGUCAUUCAUGAAAGUAAUAACCAUACACAAGCCCAAAACCAACAACAAUAUUAUAAAUACAUUAGUUUGAAUAAUAUUUUAUACAUUUAUGAAUCUGGGACGAAAUUACCUAUUGAUUUACAACCACCGAAACAGUGUAUUCAUGUAACGGAUAGUGAUUCGCGUAUUCUAUUAGAUAAAUUAGGCUAUGUCAUACAUGAUUUUACACAUGUGGCGAGAUAUUUAAUCACAGCAAUCGGCCACCAGCAACAAUCGAAUAUUCAACAGCAACAGAAUGCAACGAAUAUCAAUCUAAAAAAUGAUCAACAUAAAAUGUUAUUCCUAGGAAAGUGGUUACUAUCGAACUGUUCGAAUUUGAUCUUGAGCGAUGCUAUGAGUCAAGAUACCUUAUCAUCGUGUCGGUUAUUUCUCAAUCGAAAAGGGGAACUAUGUUCGUGUCAACAAAUGUUCGAUCCGUCAUCAUUUCACGUGAAUAAUAAAGAAAAAUAUUUAAGUUUAUUCGAAUUAAAAUAUCUUCCCGCAAUCGAACUAUGCAGUGUACAUGAAUCGUUAACACUGUUGAAACAUUUGAAAUUACGCCAGUUUUACGAUGUCAAAUGUGAUGAAUUGAUCGAUAUAUGCGAAGGGACAAUGAAAGAAUCAUCAUCAUCAACAGCUGGCAAACGUUCAUUGAUGUUGCUACUAGCUGAAUUUAUCAUCGAUAUUCUACAUCAGAAUUCGAAAUUAAUCGAAGAAUAUUCGCAAUCGAAACGGCUCAGUCUGAAACAAUAUUUGAACAUCACAGCUUGGAUGCCAGUUAUGAUUGAAAGACCACAUGGUUAUCCAUCGUCAUUAACAUGGCAAGGCUCGAUCGAUACUCGUCGGUCAUUCGUUAAUCCACGUGAAAUUUGUGACAAGACAAAUGCGUAUCUCGUUGGCGGUGUAGCUCUGGUUUCAUCGCUUGAUCUUCCAGAAUCGUUUUAUCAUACAACACGUUCAUCGAAUCGAACAGCACUUGACCUACGUGAAGUUAAACUUGACCUAUUGAUCAAACAAUUGAAAUGCUUAGUUCUGUGUUAUCAAAAAAGUUCAGUUCAUGAACAAAAAAACGAAACAUUCGAUUAUCUGAAUCUAUGCAAACGUCUCUAUGACACAUUGACACAUUUCACCAAUAUGAGUGAUAUACACAACGAAAUGCGCAAGUGUAAUCUAACUGAAUGGAUAUGGAAUGGCACGAAUGGAUUUUCAUCAACGAAUCAGAUUUAUCUUGUCGACAAAACACAUCCAUUAGCAUCAUAUAUACAAAUUCUUCCAUAUGAAUUAUACAACUAUCGAAAAUUCUUCGAAUCCAUGGGAGUGAAAAGUCAACCGGAAUCGUCGAAAAUCGAAGAUUUAUUACGAAAUCAUCCUCAACAACCGAUUGACGAGAAUCUCUUUCGAUGGAUUAAAGAAACUUACACAACUGAUCGUCGUCUAUUACAAUUGAUCAACGACUUUGAAUUGAAAUCUCACGCAAAGGGUAAUACCAACCAUCAUCACCAUCAUCAUCACCAACCACAAGCAAAUAACAAUAAUAAUUCAAAAAGUAAAAAUCUUCACGACGAACAAACGCGUAUUACUUUCUCGAGCACACUUGAUUUGUCCGAUGACAAGGUCUAUCUUUAUUUACCAGAUAUAUUCAAUAAGCAAACGAAUAUCAAAGAAACAGUAGUUCAAGCAUUAUCAACCAUAUCGAAAGAGAAGAAGACUCAAUUAUUAACUGAAGAAGAUUUCUUCAUUCGGAAAAUGUCCGGUAGCGAAUACCAGAAGAAUCUCUACGAUCACUAUCGAGCAUACAAUGAUUUACUUCUGCCCAAUCUGAAUGUUCUACCGAAGAAUGUCAAGGAUACACUGGUUCUAUUCGCAUUGGACAAUGCGGAUAACACAAUGUUGAAUAUCCUCAAGCAACAUUGUUGUAUUCCAUGUACACCAAAUGGCCGAACAUUGAACAAACCAUCAAAAUUAAUUCAUCCUUAUUGCCGUCUAGCAUCGCUCUACUCCGAUAUUGAUUCGUUAUUUCCAUACGGUGGCCAAGAUUCAUAUUUAAGAGAAGAUCGACUCAAUGUUUUAAAACUACUCGGUAUGAAAUGUGAUGACAACCUUGUAACAUGGCCCGAAUUAGUCGAACGCUGCGAAUCAAUUCAACGUAUGCGUGAUUAUGAUCUUGCCUAUGAACGUUCAGUCGCACUUCUUCAAAUUCUCAAUGAUAUGUUAACGAUGUCGAAUUCCAAUCCGACGAGAACCUUCGACGAGAACGAUGACUCGUCCGAUCGUCGUUCUCGACAAUCGUCGUCGUCGAAUUCACGAGAGAAAUCAACAACGAACUCUUCGUCGUCGAUUUCAAACACACAUGAAGCACUACAUGAUAAAGAAGCGCGCACACGCGCAUCGAUUCAACUUCGCGAAUUAGCAUUCAUUCCAAUUAAACUUCGUCCACAGGAGUUAAAUGGAAUCAAUUUAACAUGGAUGGGUGACAAAUAUUCGAAACGUUUGUUCAAACCACGCGAUGUACUCUCACCCCAAUACGAACAACUCGUUUGUUCAACAUGGCCCAUAGCCGAACAAUCGAAAGUGAAUCAAGAACAAAUUAUCAUAACUAAACAAGUCGAACAUUUUCUUGCACUUGAUGACGCAACGAAAAUCGAAUUGAAUAACAUCCUCAAACAACUCGACGAAAUCUCGAAGUUAUCAAUUGUAAAUAGUUCCGGAACAGUAACGUACAAUCAUCAAACAACGUCGAAGUACAUACUCGACAUGAGCUAUGCGAUUUAUGAUUACAUUCAAGCCUUCUGCUUUCCACAUUUACAAAAAUCGAAUGAAUUAGAAUUUCGUUCGUCAGCUAUGGGUCCGGAGCAAAUUGAAACCGUCAAAAACGAAAUCCGACAAUUCUUCUCGCAGCAUCGACUAGUUUACUUCACCGAUACCUCAUCGGUCGAUACAUAUUUGUUUCUUUCUCUCUCUCAACUAUUAUGGCAAUCACCGAAUCCAUCAUCGAGUAAACAUUCUAAACAUUUAAAGCCUUACUACUAUUCAAUACCUGUUUCGUUGCAAAAGACUUAUCGACAUUUCUUCAUUGACUUACUACAAAUAAAAAAUCAACUGGAUGGAAAUGAUCUUUUGAAUAUCAUCGAUCAAAUCCGCAAGAAGUACGGUACGAAGCCGAUCGAUAAAGACGAUUUGAGUUUAUUGCAAAACAUUUAUACGCUAUUGAUCGAACAAUACUCGAAUGUUUUUCAUACGAAUAUUCAAUUAUAUUUGCCAAAUGUUGACUGUGUGCUUCAUUUGGGCUCGAAUUUAUUUUUUUAUCCGUUCGAAAGAGAACAAAUUGGUAAUUCAUCCGUAACAUUCUAUAUUCUUUCAUCUUUCUUCGAUUUGAUGCAUAAUCAUCGACAUGGUCAAUUAAAUAUAAAUGUAAAUAUAUACAUAUUUCAUGUUGAUGAUGAUGAUCAUCAUCAUCUUCUUUACGUGUCAACUACUUCUCCAGCCGCACAGAACGAACAUUACGUGCAUCCAUCUGUUGAUCGACGUGUUUGUCUCAAGGCCGGUGUUAAAGUACAGAAAAAUCCCAUUGCUACCGCAACAGUAUCGUCGGCAGCUCUACCAAACACGCCAAUGACGAACACUUCAUCUCCGACGAACAAUAAUUCGUCGCGCUUAUUCCCGAGAAUCUUCGGGAAUAAGAAACUGGAAUCGAUUCUUGCACGACUCGACGAUCCACACAUCAAUCCACAAUUAGUGGAAACAAUGGACGAAUCCAAUCCGAACAUCGUCUUGGAAUUUCUUCUCGAAUCUAAUAAACAUACUCAAAUAACGAAUAACUUAUCGGAUGAUGAUAUUAUCAUAAUAUUAAAAUAUUUCAAUGAUUUUUUAACAAGUGGUUUUCAAGGUAAUUUUCAAAAAUUACGUGAAUUGAAAAUUUACAAGCCACUUUGGGGCAUUGCAUCCACGGAUGACAAACAACAGCCGAUUCAGCAAUGUUGUUCAUUGGAAAACUUUGCACACGUGUACAUCCUGAACGAGGAAUGGUCGAAUAUAAUUCGGCGUUCGUUCAAACGAAAUUUCUUCACCGAACAGUUCCAUGAGAAGAAAACCGUUUUACUAAUGCAGAAAAAAAUCGAUCCGUUGAGUAAAAUCUUCACACAUAUACGAUUCAUUAUUCCGUCGGAUAUGGAGAUCUUUUCUCAAUUGUGUUUGCCGCAUUUCAGAAAACUAGAUGUUCGAUCACAAGCGAAUCUACUGAAAUAUUUUACCGAUGAUAUCGAUGAAAAGUUAUUUCAACAUGAGAAAGAUCAAUGUCGAAAGCAACUGCACGAUCACUUGGAAAUCUUUACACAAUCAUCAAGCAAUCAUUAUCAUCAUGAGCAUUUACACAGAACAAUGGGAAGUUCAAGAUCAUCGCGUGAUCCACCGGAAAUCUGUCCGAUCUUUGAAUUGUAUGAUCCACAUAUUAAAAAUAUCCGCUCAAUACUUGAUGUUCAUCAUUUUCCCGAUGAACAGUUUCACACGCCAACAAUGCUCAAGUUUCUCAAAGAAUGCGGCCUUCGUUCGUAUAUUCCAACCGAUAAAUGUAAACAAAUCAUGGAAUCAAUUCAAUUGAAUGUUAAACAAGAAGGUUGGACAAAUGAAUUGCGUAAACGUUCGAAAUAUCUCUACGAACACUUACUCGCUAACUGGACACGUUACGAUAAUUCCAUCCUUGAUUAUAAAUUUCUCGAGCCCCAUCAAAUGCAUUUCGAAAGUGAUGAUCUCAUGCAAUUGCACGAACAAUACACAAAUUCUUCAGAUAAUAUCAAUCCUGCCGAACAUUUUCGACAUACGUGUAUUAAACUAAGCGAUGGUGAAUUGCUGAAAGAUGCGAGAUUAUGUUGGACAUCGUCGUAUUUAUUGCCAGAAUUCGUUCGUCUUGAACAGUAUGAUGAUUUCAGUGAAAAACAACAACCCAUCGAACAGAAUGCACUAGACUUCUUCAAAUUAAACAAAAAACCAUCGUACGCUUUGGUACAAAAGAAUCUUUCUAAUCUUGCCAAGAAAUUCUCCCUUAAAUACCAGAAAAUCAAUAAUAAUCCAAAAUCAUCUCCAACAGUCAUCCCCCAACAAGGUACUGACGAUAUUCUGAUAUCAGUAUUGAAGACCAUUUAUCAUUAUUUCCAACACGAGAUCAAACACGAACGUCGCGCCGAGAUUUACAAAGAAUUAGAAGAUCGAGAAUGCAUCUAUUCUCGUACACGUCGACAAUUUCUUCACGGCAAAUAUUUUUGCUUGAAUCUACCCAUCGCCGAUGAAAUUCCUCCAUUUCUGUUCUCACUCGAUCAAGAUUUUCAUGAGUAUAAAGAAUUCUUUCUACAUAUCGGUGUUCAAGCUGAUCCUCAUCCGAUGUUAUACGGCGAUAUUCUUCGCAAAUUGUCCAAAGUCUGUGACCAAGACUAUCUGAACUCCAAUGAAUUAUGCAAAUCGUUGAAAGCAAUGGAAUGUUUCUUUAAAUACUUAGCUAUUAAUUCAACGAUUAAUUCGCAAACAAAACUACCUGGUCUUUACCUUGUAACGAAUGAUUUUAAAUUAGUCAAAUCUAAUGAUAUUGUCAUCAUGGAUGACAAGAGCAAACUUGAUUAUAUGACGAAAUUAGUUCAUGAUAAAUUCAUGUUUAAUCCAAAUGAACGCGUGCUAAAACUUGAUUCGAGUCCAUCGACAACGAAUACGAAAACGAAUUCAUCUAUAACACAUGUGAAAGAUAUCAUUGAUAAGAUCUUUGUAAGCCAACGUCCGGUACUUUUCUCGCAGAAGUAUGAAGAAUCAUUUUCGAUUACGAUUCCCGAAGAUGAAGAAUCUCAUCGACAGCGUUUUCUUUUCAAUUUGGAAAGAAAGUACAACCAGUUGUUGUCCUCUCGACAUUUGCAUCGUUGUAUGGCACGUGUGAUUGCGAAUCACGUCGCUCGACAACAAAAUCCAAAGAUUAUCUCCAUGGAUGAUGUGGAAAAUCUCAUUCGACAACGUUUAACAUUUGUGAAAGUCACUUGUGUCGAGUACCUCGAAACAAACUUGGUUUACAAGAAAACUCAACAGAAAGUCGAUCAAUCUGUGGAUGAAAAAGCUGUUUAUUUGGUUGCCGAAGGUGAAGAGAACAUUAAUUUAUACAUUAGUAUGAAACACACUGAACAGCCUUAUUUUACCUUAUGUCUGGCACGAGCAUUGAGUCCGUGCUUAGGCUUAUCCGAAUUACAACUAGAUAAUUCAGUCGUGGCUGCUUUACUGGCCACAACCAUUGGACAAAUGUCGAAGUUUUUAAAUUUAGUUAAUGUAGCCACCGAAGAAAAUAUCUUAUCAACGCUCAAAUUACAAUACAUCCCAUCGCCGGGCAAUGUGUAUGGUGAUGAUAUCGAACAAUUGCAACAAUUCAAUGUGGAAUUGCAUCAAAUUUUACCUGGAGAUCUGUGUGUUUACCGUGAUAAUGAUUUGUAUAUUUAUUGUGAAGUAGAGAAGAUUAUUAAAGAAUAUCCGCAUCAAGCAACGAAUGAUCAGGAAAAUCGCUCAUGGAAGAAGAGUAAUUCAUCAUCAAUCAUAGCAUCCUAUGUGUUUAUUUGUCGAGUGAAUGAUGCAAAAGAUACUCAACGAAUCGAAGCAGCAAACUUUUAUGUUCUCGAACAUUGGUCACGAAUCUUCGAUGCUGUGCAUACGAAACCUGUGGAUGAAAGAGAAACAUUCAAAUCGACAGCAUCGAGUUCAUCAAGUAAUACCCAAGGAAAAACUAACGGCGAAAAGGAUAAACAUAACAACGAGAAGUACUCGUCAUCGUCGCGACGAUCAGAACGAAAUAAUUUCGAAGGUACUGGCUUUAGCAGCGAUUCUGGUUCGACCAAUGGAUUCGAUAAUACGAAAACGCAUCGACAGACAUCUGCUGACAGUGAUUCAUCGAGUAACCCAACAACGGAUUCUCAAUCGGACUCGGAAUCAGCCCAAACCAAUGAGCAAGAUACGAUCGAUAAGACUGAACUAGAGUUGACGAAGACAGAAAUUUACAAUGCUGUUCGACAAGCUUUCCAACUAACCGGACAAGAACGAAAGAAAACUGUGAAGAAAUUAUUAUUGAAAUGGCAUCCCGAUAAAAAUCCCGGUCGUGAACGUUUUGCUGCCGAAGUAUUCAAACAUUUACGUAAACAAAUAGAUCACUUCGAAAACGAUCCUCUCACAUCAUUCUUCAACACAUUCAAUAACUUUCAUCAUUCACCAUUCUCUGCCUCGGAUCCGAAAUUCAGCUGGAACAAGCACAGUUCAACCUCAACGAAAUCCAAUCAACAAUCGAAUUCAUCGUCAGCAACAGCAGAUGAUCGGUUCGGCAGUUUUGAUAACUUGAAUAAAGACGCGAAUGAUGAAACCAAACGUAGCUAUCAAGACAUACCCAAUGGAAGUAACAAUAAAGACCAUGCAGAUAGUCACGAUGCCGAUGGCGGUUCCAAGGGUCGAUUCAGUCCACAUCGCUCAUCAUCAUUUCGAACAGCGCGUGAAGAAUGGCAAUAUCGUCGUCAGCAUGGCUUUCAACGACGCCAUGGAUUUUUCAGUACAGCAGAAGAAAACGUUGGACCAACGAACACCAAUGGCACGAAUUCUCAAGCAACCGGAGGAAAAGAAAGUCCAAAUGCACGUCGAAAACGUAACUAUCAACAAUCAGAAGCCGAUCGAUGGCUUAAACAGGCACAACAUGAUCUGGAAAGUGCAUACAGUGACAUGCAUUCAUCGACUGGUCAAGUUGCCUAUGACUGGGCUUGCUAUAAAUGCUACCGAGCGGCAGAAAAAGCAUUGAAAGCUUAUCACUAUUAUAAAGACACAGGAAAGAAUAUGACUGCAGAUAUUCCUGGAUUAUUAAUCGGUGUUGACAAUGAUGUCAGAGAAAUUGGAUAUAAAUUAUAUAAAUGGAUUGGCGAUCCAAAUCGAAUGCAAUAUCCCAAUGCAGCACGAUUUGCUAAAAUUCCCGCUGAAGUGUUCACAGUUUCUCAAGCUGAGCAAGCCAUUGAAUAUACGAAAGAACUAUUGAAGAAAAUCGAAGAUAUCAUGUAUCCAUAA